This is a messenger RNA of Scatophagus argus, 4348 nucleotides long. RefSeq names its product transcription intermediary factor 1-alpha-like. Lineage: Eukaryota; Metazoa; Chordata; Actinopteri; Scatophagidae. The record is from RefSeq and is a predicted model, not a curated record. Gene Ontology annotation, molecular function: zinc ion binding; protein binding. The coding region runs from base 336 to 3200 and encodes 954 amino acids. The transcript is spliced from 18 exons.
CGCGUGCGGUGCAAUUUGAGCAACAUCUGCGGCACGCGAGUGUGCGACACCUUCACGCUGAGGAAUUGCAUUGUUUGUCCUUUGUGCUGGGUUUGUCCUCGGGUCGAUUUGCUGGCGUUUUGUGAAGACGUAACAUGUGAGCAGAAAUAUUAACACGAGCUAUUAUUAAACCGCGUCCUGUUUGAAGAAGGAUGAACUGCGUGAGAGUGAAGAGGAACAUGCAGGUGUGAGAAGAUGCUCUUCUCGGGUAAAACGACUCCUGUGCCUGGUCUGGACACCUGUGCGGAUUGUACACACAGAGAAAUCACAAGCCCAUAAGGAUAAAAGUGCAGCAAAUGGAUGGACGCACUGAAAAACGAGAGACGGCGGGAGAUGCUGCUGUCAUCAUCGUUGAGAACGAAGCUGAGAGCAUUCCUUUGCCAGAGAAAAAGUCCGGCGUAACCUGCCAAAAUUACCUGGACACUUGUCCCGUUUGCCAUCUAAACUUUCACAGUCGUGAGCCCAGGCUUCUGCCAUGUCUGCACUCUUUUUGCAAGAAAUGUUUGCCAACGCCCUCAAGGAAUUUGGCCAUGACGGAGCCGCCAAACUCCCAGGUUGACACGGCGACCAAACCACUGAAUGUGAUCCGCUGUCCGGUGUGUAGGCAGGAGUGUGUGGAGGUAGAUGUGAUGGAAAACGUCUUUGUGAAGGACUCAGUUGAGGCUCCAAGCAGCACAGUGGAGCGGGCAGUCCAGCUCUGUAUGACCUGUGAUGACAACACUGAAGCGGCUGGGUUUUGUGUGAACUGCGUUGAGUACCUCUGUGCCACCUGUGUGGAGGCCCACCAAAGAGUCAAAUUCACCAGAGACCACACCAUCAGACAGAAAGCAGAAGCAUCACAAGAGGGCCAGGGCAUCUCGGCUCCGAGGCCGAUGUUCUGCGACAUCCACAAACAAGAGCCACUGAAGCUGUUCUGUGAGACCUGUGACCUCCUAACCUGUCGUGACUGCCAGCUAGUCAAGCACAAGGAUCACAAUUACCAGUUUCUUGAAGAUGCUUAUAAAUACCACAGACAGCACAUCGAGAGCAUGACGCAUCAGCUGCAGGAGAAAAAGAAACUGAUUGAAGAGGUAUCAAGCUCCAUAAACAAUGGACUCCUUCAAGUUGAUCAGAACCGUUCAUCCGUUCACAGCGAAAUAAAGAAAUCUGUCUGCAGUUUGAUUCUUGAGAUAAACAAGAAGGGCAAGAUGCUAAUGAAUCAGCUUGAGGUUGUAACAAAGGAUCAUGAGAGUGUAUUACGAAAACAACAGGAGGACAUCGGCUAUCUAUCCAGACACCUGGAUCAUGUCAUUAACUUUAUAAAAUGGGCCACGGCCAGGAAAGGAAGCACGGCCCUGUUGUGCUGUAAACGUUUGAUUCUGUUUCAGAUUGGAAACCUCCUGCGGGCAAAAUGUAGUACCUCAUUUGUCCCGCGCAGCACUGUGCGCUUCCAGUGUCAGUCCUCUUAUUGGGCCUCGAAUGUUGAUCUGGGCUCUUUAGUAGUGGAGAGUGUACCAGGCCACCAGCUGGGUGGUUUUCAGGGCAUUCCUCAUCGUCUCUCCCAGCCUGGGCAGGUCCCCUCAGGCUCACCCCACAGCUUUGCUGUGGGAGGGCCCCACAGCACUCUGGCUCAGCUCCAGAUGCAGGUUGACAAGCUAACCCCACCGACCCCCUGGCAGCCUCAACCACCUCCUCCAUCGUGGGCAUGGUACCAGAGUGUUCGACUGCAGCGAACUAUUGGAGGGCCCCUGCAAGGAGGCUCUCUCUCCCACAGUAUGCCUCCCCAGCCAGGCCGCAGGUUCAUGGUCCCUCCUCCCAGCCAUGUCAGCCCAACUAGCAGCUUACCAAGCCCUGGGUUUACGCCCCAGCCUCAGAGUGGAACUGAGAGCAGCUCCAGUUACCAAUCCAAACCUGUAGAUGUAUUUUCCUCUUCACCUGUGUUCACCAAUAUGACACUGCCCAUCAAUGGUGGCAUCAGUUCGCCUCAGUCCCAACACGCGAUUGAGCCCACGUAUCUGAACAGGAAGAGUGUAACAGGUGGUCCAGUAUAUAUGCUGAAACCCAGCUAUCCCCUGACCAUGCCCUCUUCUUUGCCACACAGAAAUGUGCAAGGACAGCAGCAUUCAGCAGAGUACGCUGCUGUAUCGCAGGAGGAGAAACCAGGGACUGUUUGCCUGAAAGCUCCAGAAACACACCAGACUAGUGCAGAAGUGGGCCCAGCUGUCAAGAAAAGACGGAGGUUGUCACCAGGGCCCAUCAUAGUCAUCAAAGAUGAGCCAGACAAUGACAGUAACUACGUACAAACCAACCAAAGAGCCAACCUCCCUGACAGCACAGAUGACCAACCCCAAAUCAGCACCCAUGAUGAGGGGAACAAAGUCCCAACUCUUCAAAGCAUAGACGACAAACCACACACCUUUUCACACUCUCCAAGCAGUCCACAGAACCAGAGUAACGCUAAUGAUCCUGAUCACAUCCGUUCACUGGGAGGAGAACAGCGCCGAGCUCUGCUGGAAGAUUUUAAUGAAGUCUUGUGUGCUGUGUGUGAGACUGGGGGAGAGCUGUUGUGCUGCGUUAAUUGUCCCAAGGUUUUUCACCUUUGGUGCCAUGUUCCAACUCUCCACAAAUCUCCCAGUGGGGAAUGGUUUUGCUCUUUCUGCCGAGAUCUGUUAAUGCCUGAGAUGGAGUAUGAAAGCGAACCUGAAGCCAAAACAGUAAAGAAGGAGCCAGAUUCUGAAGGAGGAUUUCCCACUGAGGAUAAGCGAAAGUGUGAGAGGCUGUUGCUGCACUUGUUUUGCAGUGACCUGAGUUCAUACUUUCAAGAGCCCGGAUCCCCCUCGGUACAUGCUAAUAACAGGCUGACCACAAAUGGACCAAUGACUCUUUCCACUGUGAAAAAAAGACUGGAGGCUAAGCAGAGUCCGUACUACCAAAACCCUGCAGAGUUUGUAUCAGACGUCAGGCUCGUCUUUAGGAACUGUUUAGUCCUCGGUGAGGAAGACACAGAGGUCAUCAUGGCUGGCAGGAAGCUUAAAGAGCUGUUUGAAGAGCAUCUGAGGAUCAUCUUCCCUGACCAGACCUUUCCAGAAAUCAAAGUGGAGAUAAACCCUGCUGCCCAUUCUGACUCUGAACUCUCAUCUGAUGACAAUAUAUCCCAGCCUGUAAAGCUGCAGCAUACGUGAGGCGUUUGUAUCGUACAUGAAUCUUAUUAAAGGAACAGUUCACCCAAAAAUGAAAUUAUCUACUCACCAACAUGCCAGUGGAAAUUCUGGUGAAGAUUCUUAGUGCCACUAAACAUUUCUGCAGCUUCACAGCAAAACAGCUUGACAGGUUUGAUGAAGAUGGGUGUUUGUUUAAAAAUGUGCAAAAAAAAAAAAAAAUCAAGAUCAGCAAGAACAUGCAAUGUUUGCAUACCACAGUGUUUACCUUCUACCUGGGGUCAACUCUGCCAGCACCAGCUAAUAUACACUUUAUUACAGACAUCUAUGAUGCAUAAUUACCUUCAGAUCAGCAAAAAUGUUUUAUAUGUUUAUGAUUAAAUUGUAUUACAAACAUACAGCUGUGAUGCAGGGCACCAAGUUAGUUAUAUUUUCUGGACUAAACUGCAUUACAGCGAUUGUAUUCACUCUGACUAAACCUUGGAGAUUUAGACCUUCAUGAAAACAGUACGUACAUGCUGCACAUCUGGGUGUUUACAGGGUAAAGCUGAUUAUUGUAAGCAGUCUUUUGUUUUGGCUAAGUUACCAACUCAAGUUAACCAUUUGCUCUUAACACGUGAUGAGUUUUGCUCACAGCUCAUCACCACCGAGCUAACAGAUGGUAUGGUCGGGUCUGGUGUGUUUUUCCUGUUUCGCUCUCCAUGUGUAAAUAUAGCAGUGAUCAGAGGAAGGACGAUAUUCAUGAGUUUUAAAGUUUGUUGUCUUUCUUAUGUGGAAUCAGAUGUGUUGAGGCCAGUAAAAUGAAAACGUCUCAGGAAUCAAAACUGUUUGAUAAAAAGACAAAUUGAUGAAGAUGUUCAGUUGUCACAAAAUAUGUCUGCUUGAUCCAAUCUUCAGUCUUUAUAACACAGGGCACAGCUACAGAUUUAAUGUUAAGAAUGUCAAUGUUAUGUGUAAUUUUAUUUAUUUAUUUAUGUUUAUUUUAAAAAAUUAUGUUAUUGUGAAGAGCUAAGCAAAUGUUUUGUGAGGCUCAACAUGUCUUCAAUACACUCACCAUUAUAAGAGCCAGACCCUUUACUGUAGCCAUAAACCUGCUUGCAUGCAAGCCAACCUGCAACCUGUUUUCAGGGUACAAUAAAACACGAUACUCCUCCUGCACCCAGUAACUGCAC